GUUGCCAAAGUCGUCCUGACAAAUUUGGCCCAAAUGAAUGAGAAGUUAUCUGCUCUCGAAAAAACCAUUGCGAAACCUGUAGCUGAAGUUUCAGAAGACGAAGAUGACGAUCUUGCUUUUCUUCUGGUUAAAAGCAUUGAUGAUUGCGAGAAAUUCGAGAGAAAUCUUAAACAAAACAAGGACGUUUUCAGGAAAUUGGUAUCCAUGAUUACCAGAUUGGGAAAAAGAAAUACUAAAAACUCACAAGGCGAUUAUGUAAGAAGGGCGUGGGGAUGCGUUAUCGCAAACUCUGUAGCUAAAGAGUUAAAUUGGCUGGGUCGACCAGAUAAGCGGGUAAAUAAUGGAUUGGGGAAACAAGGAAUUAAGGAGUCCCUAAUCACCAAGGCCAUCCAAAGAGGAAUAUCAAGCAAUAAACCCUACUAGCACCCGUACGUCGAUAGGACGUUUCAAAGCCGUCCACUCCGUUCGGGCUGGAUAUCCGUAGCGGAUGUUAUUUUUGAUGGACCUCCAAUUAUUCCUCUCCGAUGGACAUCCAAACGUGGCCUCCGAUUGUCGUCCAAAUAAGAACAUCCGUUGGAUGUUUUCCCCUG
Messenger RNA from Daphnia magna, 590 nucleotides. RefSeq lists its product as uncharacterized. The record is from RefSeq and is a predicted model, not a curated record. Lineage: Eukaryota; Metazoa; Arthropoda; Branchiopoda; Diplostraca; Daphniidae. The coding region runs from base 34 to 423 and encodes 129 amino acids. The transcript has 3 exons.